Messenger RNA from Odocoileus virginianus texanus, 2260 nucleotides. NCBI's taxonomy places the organism in Eukaryota, Metazoa, Chordata, Mammalia, Artiodactyla, Cervidae. The record is from RefSeq and is a predicted model, not a curated record.
CGGUCUGAGCGAGGGACAGGUCCCGCCAGAGCCCAAAGGACUUCGACCGACCGCUCUCUACCGAUGCCUGCACACCUCCUACCGGCUUGGCUGUCUUUGGAUCGCAACUGGCUCCUGAAAUUUUAAAUAGGGGCAUCGCGCCGCCCCUAACCUCCAGAACGGCCCUUCUCCCCGCCCUCAAGCUUUUGGGCGAAUAGGCUUCUGGUAACGACAGGAACCCCGCCCCUGAACUCUCCUCAGCUUCCUCCUCAGAGAUCCCUAGGUCUCACCUUCCGUGAACCCACCACAGGUGAAGAAUUAUUACUACUAGGAGCACUAACGUUGCUUUGCACAAAUAACUGACCUUGGUCUGCUUACCUGCUGUGCAGCAAAGCCAGUUUACUGAUGGUGAGAAAUGCAAAGUACACCUGCAACCAGCGGCUCAGGAAGAUCAAGGUGGACACCAGGCCUUGGCUCUCACUUCUACCAUUCUGUUACCAGAAACAGAAAACGUCAAAGAAAGGACAAUUAAAAACACACAUUUUUGCCAGACAUCAACAGCAAUAUGCCACUUCCAGAGAUGCAUCCCUAUACCAACAAGACUCAAAAAAUGGAAAUUACUCUAAAGGCACACCCUUGAGCAACCAUCACACUGUACUGAGCUCCUGAGAAUAUUCUGGAAGCAUCACUGUGAACAGUUGCUUCUCUAUAAGAGAAAAGUGAAAUUAAGCAGAAGCAGUAGCUUCUGUAUGGAGAAACACGGUUUGAGACUUAGUAUCCUUUUCUACUGCAACAGGUUUACCAACCACUACAUUCCUCUGGAGUUUAGACUCUGUGGAUCCUUGAGUAUCACUCCGCUUUUUUUUUUUUUUUUUUUGAAAUUACGAAAUACCUUCUGUAUACGAUAUGGCGGGAAGAGAAAGUUUGGAAAUUAAAUGCCUAAGACUGCAGCUAACCCAGAUGACAUACAUGCAAUAGCAUUACUUGAAGAACUUAUUCAACCCAAUCCUUUGCAUCUUUGUAACCAAGGCACAAAACCUCUCCAAAUUUUGCACCAAAAAAAGAGAAUGCAAGGGUCGUGCUGCAGCUCCUGGGACGCACUGAACGCUGCCUUGUUACAAGUGUAUCCAAAGUCCCCAGCACCAGGGACUUGGGGGGAACUACUUCUCUCUGCUUCACUGUCCCUGAAGCUUUCAGAGGAGGUGGUUGCGCUAUGAAGGCAGACCGUACCAAGCAGGCCGACAAGAUGCUUCGUACCCCCAAGUGCUCGCGGUGCCGGAACCACGGCUUCCUGGUACCAGUCAAGGGCCACGCGGGCAAGUGCCGCUGGAAGCAGUGCACCUGCAAGAAGUGCUUCUUGAUCAGCGAGCGCCAGAAGAUCAUGGCUGCACAAAAGUUGCUCAAGAAGCAGGCCCCUGAAGAGGAGCAGGAGGUGGCCCUGUGUGCACAGGAACCCCAGCUGGCCUCCGGGAGCGCAGCCGCCAACCCGGGCCCAAGCUUCUACCCGCUGCCUCCGCUUGCCGUUUUGGGAGACGCGCAGCCGGGCCCUUCGGGCCAAGCGGCCGCCUGCUUCCCGGAGAGGCCCCCGCGGGGCUGGAGCCCCGGCAUGAGUGCCUUCCAGCCCAUUCUGGGCGGCCGCAAUUGCGGCCACAUGGGCCUGAGCGAACAAGCCGCCAGGGCCAGGCCCAGUUCUCUGGAGCCCCAGCUGGCGGCGGAGGCCACCGGCCGGGGCUACCCCGGCUGCCUGGAGCUGCGCAGACCGCCGCAGCCUGUGCCCAGCCCGCUGUUCACCAACUUCGGGCUCCCUCUGAGCAUCAAUUCAGAUUCUGUGGUGGGGUCUGAGUACCUGGAGAGAGAACCUCCCAAGCUGUACCCCAGCUGCUCCAGCAUGCAUCCCUACGGCCCUUUUCCGCUGGGCUACCAGGGUGCGUCCCCAGCCUCGGGGCCCCCUCUGCAGCAGGGUUUCGGGCAUGUGUCCUAUAGCCACUACAAUGGAGGAGGCUUGGUGGCGGAUCCCAUGGGAGACUUCCAGCCGAGCUACUACCCGCCGCUGGCACCAUCGCAGCAGCCCCACUUCCUCCCGCCGGGCUUGCUCUCUGCGCUCCACUUCUUCGGGCCGCCGCCGCCGCCGCCGCCGCCGUCUCCAGCAAGCUUCUCGCUGACCAUCCUGUCUGACAUGGACAGGGAGAACACCGAUGACCAGGAUAUGGAGGGGCCGAUCGAGCCCAGCCAGCCAUCGUCCCAGGAGGAGUCCGACUAGGCCCAGGCCCUCAGGCCGGCA